This is a messenger RNA of Penicillium brasilianum, 985 nucleotides long. Lineage: Eukaryota; Fungi; Ascomycota; Eurotiomycetes; Eurotiales; Aspergillaceae. The record is from the annotation of a GenBank genome assembly.
CCGCUAACUCCCAGUGAUCGUCAACUUCAAGCUGAUCUUGCCCCGCGAUCCAUAUACAAUCACCGCAGCUGUGAGUGAGUAUUGCUUUUUUCAUCAGAAUCGGAUCGACAUACUUUGUUAUCACCAGAACCACAUCAUGGGUAUCCUCGGCCACCACAAUCUCGAGCCAUUUCUCGAGCCUAUCGCCAUUUUCGAUCAAUUCGUGGCGAAAGAGCCCCAGACACUUGUUAUGAAAGAAAAGGUCUUGUCUGUCUCUGGCGACAGUUUCGAGGUCAAACUAGCCAGUGGAGAGUCGCUGCUGAAAGUGCAUGGUGCUUGGGUUUCGAUUUCUGGUCGCAAGAAGGUUGAAGACAUUCACGGAAAGCACCUCUUUGAUAUCGUCAAGGAGCAUCUGCACCUGCACACAACUUAUGCGAUCGAAGACUCGCAUCGCAAGAAGAUUGCCGAGGUCAAGAAUAAUCUCUCCUUGCUCGGCUCUAAAGCAACCGCCACUUUCACAGAUUCGCACGGCAAGGCCGUGACCUUGAAAAUGAAGGGAGGCUGGUUCGACCAUAGUGCCGACAUUGUAGAUGAAAAGACUGGCAAACCAGUCGCUCGUAUUGAUCGGAAGUUGUUAAGCGGACGCGAUCUGAUAUUUGGCCAGCAGACGUAUGCGGUCGUUGUGGCGCCUGGAGUCGACGCGGCAUUGAUCGCCGUCUUGUGUAUUUGCUUUGAUGAAAAGAACAAUGAGCCAUCUAGCUAGUGGCCAUGCUAGAGUGCAGUGCAACAUCUUUCGGUUGGAAAUUUCUGUUGAGUCUCAUUUUUGUCAUUUUACGUGAUAUUCAUACUUCAUAGGCUGUAGAUCGUAGUCUUGGAUCCGGAUGUGUUAAGGAUUUAACCACCAAGGACCACUCGUUCGGAGUACUUUUCCACAACAGGCAAAAUCUCAGAGAGUCGAUUUGGAUCUCUCAUCAAAGCUGGAAUGUCAUCUCGUGUGCCUGCUAGG